Molecule: messenger RNA, 3108 nt
Organism: Botrytis cinerea B05.10
Lineage: Eukaryota; Fungi; Ascomycota; Leotiomycetes; Helotiales; Sclerotiniaceae
Exons: 5
Coding region: 430-2490 (686 amino acids)
Source: RefSeq, a predicted model, not a curated record
GAGAGUAACAGUAACUCAUAAUUAAUCCUCCGGUUUGGGACAACAACGUCGGAUUGAUUACAUGUGGAUAUUCAUUUUUUCCUAAUUGAGAAAUUGUGGGAUGAAAACGAGUGUUCUGCCUACACUAAGCCGAAAAAUGAUUAGCUUCAGCUGUUCAAUACCAGGCGUACCUAGAUCUUACAUCGACGGUGUCGAAUCCUGAACAAUCUUGAAAUAUUUCCUUCUCUUAUUCUCUCAGGCAGAAUAGGCAGAAUAUGCUAGCAUCAUCUCGACUGAACACAUAGUCUGAGCGACGAGAUAUAAGUUCCGACGACCAUCCUCAAGAGAAAAUCACACACAUUCAUUUGGUCCAUCAUUCGUUCAUUCACCAUCUAUAUACACGAUCACAGACAACGAGAAGGAGCAAAGCGAUCCUCGAACCCUUUGAAAAUGCCAGAUUAUCCAGGUCUUGGCCUUCCCUUGCGUUAUGAUCGACAGAAACUGUCCAACCAAAGUAGUCACUAUCCGAUUGCUGCCCAUGAUGGCUGUUGGGGCGCAAUUUCGAAAUUAAUCUAUGUCCGAGAGCUUGCCAUGAUGAGCAUUAUGGAUGGUCUCACGGAUAAGGAAGAUUGGCACACGAAAGUCUUCAACGAAGAAAUUGUGUCCAAGUGGCGUGCAGAAGCUCUAGCCAUUCCAGAUGAACAAUUCUGGAUGAUAGCAAUUCGUGACAAACAACAAACUCGAAACAACCACGGCAAGAUUAGCACGAAUCAUGAUAACAUUGACAGACGUUUAGAGGGUAUCAUGAACGCUAGUACUUUUGACUGUUGCAUCGAGGAACUUCGAAGUAAAGCCAAGUAUUAUGAGAGGACCGGUGUCAUUCCAACUCUUGAUGCCUGCGCAUCUGUUGCCAAAUCGGAUCAUUUAGUCUCUGCGGAUCUCCAUAAUUCUUUGUGCGAAGCUUUUGAUACGCUCAAGAGUGAUCAAUCUUCAUCGCUUGAUUGGCAUCCCAACUCAGAUGACAUGGUUCAAGACCUUGUACACCCUUCAAUGUACCCUUUAGUCCACGGUCGUAGUCGAAUCAUGAAGGAUGAAGCCGUUGGAGUCAAUGAUGCCAUCGAGAAAUGGGCAGGAAAAGGCGAAAUCAUCCCAUUGGGAGCGGAAAUACACAGGGGGACGAGAAAUACCACCUGGGGGUACCAAGGAUCCGAUUCAGGACGUUAUCAUUAUUGGUCAAACAAGUAUCAAUGGUUGCCUGCAAACAUGGCUUUCCAAGAAGAUGGAACAGUCAAAUUUACCAGCUACAUUAACAACAUUCAUCCAACCAGAUACCCCGAGAUUUAUCGCACAAUUGAAAAGUUGGUCGAGACCACUCUCCCUUUAUGGGAUCAAUGUCUUGCUCUUAAUAUCGACUACAAUACAAAGCAUGGUGCAGGAAGACUGCACCCUCGGUUCCCAUACCCUGAAGACCCAGACGAUGAAAAUACGGAGCAUUGGAAUCCUUCGGGUCCUGAGCCAGUAUUUGGCCAAAAGAAAUCGAGUCUCAAGACUAGUGAUAAGGAUGAGAUAGAUAUCGAGGGUACUGACAAUGAAAUGGAAGAGGAAGAGGAAGAGGAAGAUGCUGAAGAAGAAUGGAAGGAGAUACGCAAACCCGUUAUUCCAGAGCCUUUUUUCCAGGAUAUCGAUUAUUCAAUCAAGCUCCGCCUUGCACAUCAAUUUCACGAGUCCGGUCUUCAAAUCAUUAUUAAGAUGGCAUCCAUUGAGCUUACUCCGGAAAAGCCUGAAUUUCCGGCGGGUAGUUGGCAUAUCGAGGGACAAAUGAAUGAGCACAUUGCCGGUACUGCGCUCUACUACCUUGAUAGUGAGAAUAUUACUUCGAGCGACCUCUCAUUCCGUAUGCAGACAAGGGAAGAUAUAAACAAUGAUCUCGAAACUGGACAGGAUUCCUAUUCUUGGCUAGAGCAGGUUUUUGGAACAAAUCUGGGACAAGGAAAUUCCCCGUGUCUUCAAAAUUAUGGCAGCGUUGAAACACGUCAGGGAAGACUACUUGCUUUCCCAAACGUCUUUCAACAUAAAGUUUCGUCUUUUCGCUUAGAAGAUCCUACCAAACCAGGCCAUCGACGGUUCAUUGCCUUAUGGCUCGUAGACCCAACCUUGCGUGUCAUUUCUACCGCCAACGUUCCACCGCAGCAACUUGACUGGUGGGCUGACUCUGUAUUUGGAAACACUCCCGAGGCUCGUAGAGCAGCUAUGUCGAAACUUCCUGCAGAGUUAGUAAUGCUUUUGAAAGAGAGUGGCUUAAACACAGAUACUUCGACCAAAGACAUGAAAUUCUCCCCGGAGCUGAUGGAAAUGGUGCGAGAAUACUUUAAUGACAAUGAUAAUCCAUUGCUUAUGGGAAUUGAAGAGGCCAAGGAGCAUAGACUCAAGCUGAUGGAGGAACGUGGCGCAUUUGUGACAACAACUGGAGAGGCAUGGCAUAAUACAGGUUAUAAUUUCUGCGAACAUUGAGUUGAUUGCCGAUUUCCCAAUAUGAGGUUUGAGGGAAAUCAUUUUGCUUUAGUUGACAAACGGUUUCCAUAGUGUCAAGAAGCAGUUUAUAAUGAAAUGUAUGGAUGGGGUUGGAACAAAACAUUUAGCUCUUUGAUUGAGUUAAAAUUCCCUCGGUCAGUUUUGAAUGUUUAGCGGGUUGUCGAAAUCGUUCCAGCUUCUUAAUGGCAUGAGUUUCCAGUUUCAAAAGUACCUAUUCACUUCCAAAAAAUGAAAAAAUUUACAUGCACAAAGCAAUGUAGUGUCAGGGUCAGGGUCUGGAUAUGUGAUGCUCGAUGCGGGGAUCCCCUUUCGUGUUCAAUUGCGAUUGGCAAGUGAAAAUUGGAUAAGAGUCCCAUGAUGUAGUAGGACUAUCCCUUCUCUUUUAUGAAUAUUAUAUUCGAGUUUUCCAACGGCCCUACAGUUUUCAAAGAGUUCCUAAAAAGAUAAAGUCUGAGUUUGGCAUUUUAUUGCACAAGUAGUUGUGAGAUUGUGAUGAAGUAAGUCAAGAUACCCUACCGUGUGAGACGCAUGCAGGUUUCAAGAACAACCUGAUGAGAUUAUUUCCUUGGCAAUAUCCAGUACUACAUAUGCGUGACA